AUGGUGGCAAUGGCUUUUUUGGUGAUGAGUAUUUCAAUGCAGGGUCUGGCUUACGGGACUAAGUCGAAUAGCUGCCAUGUUUACCGAAUUUCCCAAUGUGAAACAGUGAACUCAGCAAAUCCGAAUAUUCUUGUCGUUGUCUCUGGCUUGAAUUUCGACUUAGACUUGUCUUUCCUUGGAAAUAAAUCAGUGAAUCUCUCAUUCACUAAAAAACUAGUAUUUGAAGCACAUAGGUACGGAUUUACAGAUUUAGCUAUAUGGGAAAGCAAUGAUGUGAACAAAGCUUGUGGAAUCGUGCGAGAUGACAUGACGAGCAAGACAGGGUUUUUGUUGGACAAGGGGUUUCCAUUAUUUGUGAGUGAAUUUGGGAUGGACGAAAGAGAGACCAAUACAAAUGACAACAAAUUCAUGAAUUGCUUCUUGAGUUAUGCAGCUGAACUUGACUUUGAUUGGGCCAUUUGGGCACUCACUGGGAGUUACCACAUUAGAGAGGGAACAACUGAUAUGGAGGAGUUCGAUGGGCUACUUAAUUUUGAUUGGAGCAGUGUUCGAAAUCCAGGAUUUUUGCAGAGGAUCUCCACAAUCCAAUCUCCCUCUAAAGGCCCAGGUUUACCAGAAACUAACACAACAAUUAAUUUUCCAUCCUUCAACGGGUUUAUGCGUCCUAAGAAGAUCGGUGUUUGA
Messenger RNA from Quercus robur (English oak), 684 nucleotides. RefSeq names its product glycosyl hydrolase 5 family protein-like. The coding region runs from base 1 to 684 and encodes 227 amino acids. The transcript is spliced from 3 exons. Gene Ontology annotation, molecular function: hydrolase activity, hydrolyzing O-glycosyl compounds. The record is from RefSeq and is a predicted model, not a curated record. Lineage: Eukaryota; Viridiplantae; Streptophyta; Magnoliopsida; Fagales; Fagaceae.